Strongyloides ratti is the source of this 6201-nucleotide messenger RNA. RefSeq names its product C2 domain and Peroxin/Ferlin domain and Peroxin/Dysferlin domain and Ferlin B-domain and FerIin domain-containing protein. Gene Ontology annotation, biological process: plasma membrane organization; membrane fusion. The transcript is spliced from 4 exons. The record is from RefSeq and is a predicted model, not a curated record. The coding region runs from base 1 to 6201 and encodes 2066 amino acids. NCBI's taxonomy places the organism in Eukaryota, Metazoa, Nematoda, Chromadorea, Rhabditida, Strongyloididae. Gene Ontology annotation, cellular component: membrane.
AUGAAAAGCGUUAUUAGUAACGUAAAAAAUAAAAUAAAAAAAGGUGCUGUAAAUAAAGUUCUUAAAAAUAAUGUUAUUGAUUCAAAAAAUACAGAUCAAAUUCUUGAUGUUAUUGAUAAAACAAAAAAAAAUUCUUCUGGAAGUGAAACAGAAGAUAACACAGAUUCAUCAUUAGAUGUAACAACAUCUGAGAAAGAUUAUAGUGUUGCUUCAACAUGUAAUCCUAAUGAUUCAAUUGGUGAUAGUGAACAUUCAACAGGUGAUAGUAGUACAAAUUCUUUAACUGGUUCUGAAUGGGACACGUCAACAAUAAGUUCUUCAGACUCUGAUUAUGGAAAUAAAGAGAGAAAUAAGUUAAAAAAUAAAAAAAGAAAAAAUUUAGCAACAGAAACAAUAAAUCAAGAUAAUCAGUAUGAUGUGUUUGCUGAAAAUCCAACCAUACAACAUAAUUUUUUUGUACUUGUUCGUGUAAUUGAGGCAAAAGAUUUAGCUAAUGAAGAUAUUGAUCCAGUUGUAAAAGUUAUAUUAGAUGGAAAAAAUAGGAAAACAAAUAUUUUUAGGAGAACUAAUUCUCCAGUAUUUAAUCAAACAUUUACAUUUAAGUUAAAAGUUAAUUUAGAACAGUUAACUUCAAAGAAUAUUGACUUUUCUUUGUACUGUGCUAAAAAAUUUUUUAAAGAUUCUGCUAUUGGUUCAUUUAAGUUGAAUCUUGGUUUAGUAUAUAGACAAAAAGAUCAUGUCUUAAGACAAAAAUGGUUAUCAUUAUCUUCACCUAAAUUAGAUGAAGAUGAUGGUGAAGCAUCUGAUGUAUGUGGAUUUUUAAAAGUUUCUGUCUCUGUAUAUCAUGAAAAUCAAACACCACCUAGUUUAACAGGUAAAGAUAAAGGAAAUGAAAAUGAAGUUUUACAGUCUGGUCAAAAUUUGAAUCAUCACAUAAGAGUUAGAUUAUUUAAAUUAUGCCAAUUAGCAGAUUUUAUAAGAUAUCCAGGUAAAAACUCAAAACAACCUGGAGAAUUAGGUAUAGAAGUUAAAAUUGGUAAAAAAAUAAUUCAAAGUGAAUAUGUUGUUGCAGAAAAUAAUUCUAUAGAUUUUAAUGAAGAAUUAUUAAUUCCUAUUUCUUGGCCAUCAGUUGUUAAUGAAAUACGCUUUCGAGUUAUAAUGAAAAGAAAAAAAUGGAGGAAACGUGUCCUUUUAACAGCAUCCAUUUUAAUGAAUGAUAUAUGUAAAUGUGGUCUUAAAGGAUUUUUACCAACUUUUGGUCCAUCAUACAUAUCCUUUUAUGGGCCUGAUAAAAUUAAUAGUACAUUAUCAAUAUUUGAUAUUAAAGAUAUUAGCCAAGGUAAAAUUGAAGGGACACUUUUUUGUGGUAGACUUUUUUUAGAAAUACAAACAUUUGAAGAAUAUUUAAAAAGUUCUACUUCUACAUUUCUUCCUAAUUUAGUUGUAUCAAAUACAAAAGUAUAUCAAAACUAUGUUUCAUAUGUUCUUUUUGUAUCUUUUUAUGCUGUCAAUCAAAUGCACCCUGAUUUUAAAGAUAAAUUAAUUCAUUUUACAGUUUCUAUUGGAGAGUAUGGAAAUGAUGCUUAUAAUUCAAUACCAAAUAAUUCUAAUACAACACUUCCUGUUCAACCUAUGUAUGAUGGUAUUCAAUAUUAUUCUAUGCCAUGGGGAAAUUAUAAACCAAUUUGUGAAUUACCAUGUAUAUUUGAAGAUGUUGGUUACAGAAUUAUUGAAUCAAAUCUUCUAUCAACUAUUCACCAAUAUAUUUUAACUUUUCGUAGUAAACUUCAAAUGAUAAUUCGAUCAAACCCUGAUAAUUCAUUACUUGCUGAUAAAACAUUAGAAUGUAUACAUGAAGUGACAGAAGCUUUAAAUUUUUUAAAUGAUUGGAAUAGAAAUACUGUAAUAAAAAAUAUUGGUUUAAAAAUGACAACUUUAGAUUUAAAUCAACAAGAAUCUCGAUUUGCUAAUCUUCAAGCUCUUGUUAAAGAAUUUGAUUUUUUUAAAAAUGAUAAAAGUGAUAUUGAUGAUUUAGGUGAACUUUGUAUAAAUCUUUUAUCAUGUUGUGCUGAUAAAUUUAAAAAACUUAUGAGAGAUGUACAAAUAUCAAUACCAGAUGUUGUUAUAACAAUGUAUUGUAAUUAUAAAUCAAUUGGUUUCAUAAAAUUACCUAUAUGUGAUAUGUUUUUUAGUAGUUCUAAAGAAACAACAGGUAAUGGUAAUUCUAUUGGUAAAAUUAAACCAUAUUUAAUGAAAAGAAUUAAUCAAAAAAAAACUAAAUAUAAAGAAGAUGAUAUUCCUUGUGUAAUUCAUUUAAAAACUUUUUUUGGUUAUGAAAAAGUAAGAAAUAAUUUUGAAAAAAUAUUACAACCUGGAGAGUUACGUUAUUAUGUAGAAUAUUUUGAAAAUCAACAAAGAAAAAUAUUUAGUGAUGAAUGGAGUCAAACAAAAAAAAAUCCUUUUGGUACAACUGAUGUAACAGGUAAAAUUCCUAUAUAUGAAGAUAGUAUUUUACCACCAUCUGGUUGGAAUUUUAAAGGUAAAUGGGAAGUUAAAAGAUGUCAUGAUAUAUGGAUUGGAGCAGAUGUUGGACAUAAUAAAUUUGAAGAUGAAAUGUUUGAAAAUCAAAAAAAAGUAGAAAAAGAAUGGGAAUUUUAUGGUUUUACAGAUUUUUAUGGUAAUGAUAUUGAUCCUGAAUGUAUUAAUAAACCUCCAAAAGGAUGGAAAUAUGAAGAAAAUUGGAAAGUUGAUAAAUUUUGUCCUGGUGAUAUGCAUGGUUGGUGUUAUUCAAUGGCUCCAGAUUUAUGGAGUAGACCUAAUGAAUGUGAUAUUAAUGAAAAAUUUACACAUCUUUAUAAAAGAAGAAGAUUAAUAAGAAGAAGAGUUUUAAUUGUUGAUUCAAAAAGAGAUAAAGCUGAAGAAUUAUUAUCAUUUAAAGAAAAACUUUCUGAAUCUGGUUGGGAAUAUGCCAAAAAAUUUGGUGACAUAUUACAUGUUCUUUGUAGUAGUUCUGAUCGUUUUAGAAGAAGAAGAUAUAUAAGAGAGAUGGUUAGAAAAAAUCCAAAUGCUAAUUUAGAAAUUCUUGUUAAUAAUAAUAAUACUGAUAUUAGUAAUAAUGUUGUUGGUGCAAGAAUUUAUGAAAUUCAUAGUACAUGUAACAUUUACCAACUUCGUGUAUAUAUUUUAUGGGGACGUGAACUUUUAAAUAAUGCUAAAAAUGUUAAUUCAGUAUUUGUAAGAGUAACAUAUAUUCAUAAAUCACAAGAAACAAUACAUACACAAAAUUGUUUAAAUCCAAUUUGGACUGAAACAUUAAUUUUUGAAAAAAUUUUAAUUCCUGGUAGUGUAAAUUCAAUGAUGUCUAAUCCUCCUAUUCUUCUAGUUGAAAUUAUUGGAAGAGCAUCUAAUGAGGUAGAAAUAUUUUUAGGACGUUUUAAUAUUAAACCAAAUUUUAUAUUAAAACUUCAUCAAAAUAUAACAAAACUUAAUUGGCAUGCUUUAGAAUUACCAGGUAAUGAAUUUCAUGGAAGUUUAUUAUUAGGUGCAGAUUUAAUAAUGCUUGAUAAAAAAAAUACUACUUGUUUUAUUGAUUUUCCUCCAUUAAAAAAACUAUAUGAAGAUCGUUAUGAUAUACCUUCAUAUAUAAUGCCAACAUUUACAAAAUAUAAUGUUCAAAUGUUAUGUUGGGGAGUUAGAAAUUUAGCUAAACAUAAAAUGUUAUCUGUAAAAAAACCUUUUGUUGAAGUUUCUAUUGGUGAUGUAAUGGAUAGUACAAAUAUUAUAGAAGGAAUUAAAAAAAAUCCUAAUUUUACUAAACAAUUGAUAUAUUUUCAAGAAAUUAUUCUUCCAGAAAAAUUAUAUUUUGCUCCACCAAUAAUGUUAACAUUAAAGGAUAAAAGAAUUUUUGGAUCAAAACCUAUUGUUGGAAUAUCUUUAAUACAAAAUUUUAAUAAAUUUGAAAUUAAACCAGGUUCUAUGAGAGAAAAAAUUGAGGAACAUUUAUGGGAAAAGUAUGAUAAAGUUAUUAGUUUAGAACUUCAAGAAUAUGAAAAAAUGUUAUCAAUUUUAAAUAUUGAGAAAGUUGAUGAAUCAAAUUUUGUAAAUAAUAUACGUGUUGAUUGGUGGUCUAAAUAUUAUUUUUCUAUUAAUGAAAAUGAUAAAUGUAAAGGAUAUAAAGAUACAGGAUUAGAAAGUUUAAAUGUAUAUCAGCAAGCAUUAGAAGAUUCAGAUGAUUUUAAAGGUUUUACUGAUUUUCUUCAAACAUUUAAAUUUAAAAAAAUUCAAAAAAGUAAUACAUAUAUACAGAAAGAACAAGUUAAAGGAGAAUUAAAAGGUAAAUUAAUAAUUUCAAAAUGUUUGAAAGGAGAAAAAAAUAAUUAUGUUGAUUUGGAUAGUAUACCGGGAAUAGAAUUUCAGAAACCAGAAAAAUGUCUUAUUCGUGUAUAUGUUGUUAGAGCUCAUCAACUUGUAAGUAACCGUGGUCAUGAUACUUGUGAUUCAUAUAUAUCAAUAAGAUGUGGUAAUUCUAAAAAAAUUUCAUUGAAAAAAGAGUAUAUAUCUGAUACAACAGAUCCAAUUUUUGGACAAGUUUUUGAAACAGAGAUUUGUAUACCACAAGAAAAAGAUCUUCAAAUUACGGUAAUGGAUAAUAGAAGAUUUUCAUUUGAUGAAGAAAUAGGAAGUACAACAAUUGAUUUAGAAAAUCGACUUUUAACUAAAUACCGUGCUACAAUUGGUUUAUGUAAAAAUUUUAAUAUUUUUGGUCCAAAUAUCUGGAGAGAUCAAAUAACUCCUUUAGAAAUACUUAAAAAAUAUUUAAAUAAGAUGUGUUUAGAAGUACCAGAAUUAAUCCAAGAUUCUAAAAAAGGUUUUGGAAUGAAAUUACUUGGACAAACAUUUUAUUUAAAAGAGGAAGAAACAAAAAAUAAAUUAACAAGUCAAUUUGUUGGAAGUCCUUAUCAAAGAUUAGCUUUAAUAGUAUUACAUCGUAUUGGUUUAGUACCAGAACAUAUUGAAACAAGACCAUUAUAUAACUCUGUUAAUAAAACAAUAGAAUGUGGUAAACUUGAAUUAUUUGUUGAUAUUUUUCCUACAAGUUUUGGUACAAUUCCACCCCAAAUAAAUAUAAGUAAAAGAAUUCCAGAUAAAAUGCAAUUAAGAAUUGCUAUAUUUGGAACUAGACAUGUUUUGUUAACUAAAAAAGUUGCUGGACAAUUUUCUACAGAUAUGUAUAUAAAAUGUUUAUUAAAUGGAACAGAAAAAGCUGUUUCAACAGAUGUUCAUUACAAUGUUAAAAAUGGACGUGGAAGUUUUAAUUGGAGAUUUGUAUUUGAUAUAAAUUAUAAUGUUUGGGAAGAGGUAUUAGUUUUUUAUAAAAGAAAAAGAUUAUUUAGAAAAAAAUCUGAAUUUACAACUGAACCAUAUUUAAUAUUAGAAAUAUGUGAUAAUAAAAGAUUCAAAAAAGAUUCAGUUAUUGGAAAAUGUAAAAUUGACUUACUUAAUAUUGAAAAAGGUACAUUAGAUCUAAAUGAUUUUUAUGAUGAAAAUGAUGAAUAUAAUAUGGAAAAGAAAAAAUCAUGUUUUUCAAGAAUUUGUUGUGACUGUUCUGGUGGAUGUUGUUGUAAGAAAAAAAAUAAAAAGUUAUAUGGCUAUAGAAGAGCACCAAGAUACGUUGAAGUUCCACAUACUGGACCAAUUGUUAGUAUAAUGGAAAAGCAAAGUAUUAGAGGAUGGUGGCCAUUUAUUUCAGAAAAUGUUCCAGAUAAAUUUAGAAAUAAUUCAAUUGGUCAUAGGAAAAAAUUUGAUACAGUUGUUGAUUCAGAUGAUGGUUACAGUAUUCUUAGGGAUAAUACAAAAAAAGGAGAAUUUAUAAAAAUAAAAGAUAAUGGAACUGAGAAACCAAAAUAUGUAACAGGGUUUUUAGAAAUGGAUAUAAGUAUAAUAUCAUCUGAAGAAGGAAAAAAGAAUCCAGUUGGAAAAGGAAGAAAAAAACCAAAUCACAGUCCAUUUCUUCCAGAUAGAAUUCGUGGAAAAUGUGACAGCUUUUUUCUCCUAAAUAGAAUAAAAGUUUACUGUAGCAAGUUAUGCAGUAAAAAAAUUUUUUGGUCGUGUUGUUGUUGUUUAAUAUGCAUUUUAUUAUUAAUUGGUUUUAUAUUAGCUUUGGCAGAACUUCCAAGCAUUUUAGCUAAAAAAAUAGUUUAA